This is a messenger RNA of Penicillium hordei, 531 nucleotides long. Its product is annotated as Vps55 family protein. The record is from RefSeq and is a predicted model, not a curated record. Lineage: Eukaryota; Fungi; Ascomycota; Eurotiomycetes; Eurotiales; Aspergillaceae. Gene Ontology annotation, cellular component: Vps55/Vps68 complex; endosome. The transcript has 3 exons. Gene Ontology annotation, biological process: late endosome to vacuole transport via multivesicular body sorting pathway. Bases 70 to 456 code for a protein of 128 amino acids.
ACCCAGUUCAACAACUCCUACUCCUCCCACCUUUAAUCCCAUUGAUCGGCUUUCGGCGACUCCGCAAUCAUGGCUGCUGGACUCAAGACCAUCAUUGCCCUCUCCUUUGUUCUUGCAAUUGGUUUCCUCCUCGUUAUCCUCUCUUCCGCGCUAUGGCACAGGUACUGGCCGCUGCUGGUGGUCGGCAUCUACGUUGUUGCGCCGCUUCCCAACUGGAUCUGCCAACGAUGCGCAAACCCAGAUGAUUUCAUGGACAGCUCAAGCAACUCCGCGAUGGACUUUGGACGGUUCCUGACCGGAUUUUUGGUUCUUACUGGCAUUGCCCUUCCUAUCGUCCUCGCCCACAGCGGCGCAAUCGAGAUCCCAGCAAUGAUCAUGUCGAUUUUCGGAGGCCUAUUGAUUUACGGCACCAUUAUUAGCUUCUCAAUGUUCUUCCAGGAACAGGAAGAGUUCUGAUCGCCCAGACUGGAUGAGGCGCGGGGUGGCCAAGAACUAUACCUAUACUCUAGGCCAGUGGGUCUCGCGGCAUCC